This is a messenger RNA of Linum tenue, 1167 nucleotides long. The record is from the annotation of a GenBank genome assembly. Lineage: Eukaryota; Viridiplantae; Streptophyta; Magnoliopsida; Malpighiales; Linaceae.
AUGUCCGUCGCCGCACAGCACUUACUACUCCGCUUAUCCUCCGCCGGUCGCCGGAUUCUUCCGCUCCCUAUUUCUGCCCUCUGUCACCGCCCUGCCUUUUCCUCAUCCACCGGAGGCACCCAACACCUCGACUUCCACUCGGACGAAUCGUCCUAUGAGUCCGACGUCGAGAUCCCUCGAACCCGAACCCGAACCCCGCUCGAAACCGGGUUCGAGACAUGGACCGAGAGGCUGAAACCCGGAUUCACGCCGGCCGACGUCGAAUCCGCCAUCACGGCCCAGUCGGACCCCGACCUCGCCCUCGACAUCUUCCGAUGGACGGCCCAGCAGCGGAACUACAAGCACAACCACGUCACCUACCUCACCAUGAUCAAGACCCUCAUCAACGGGCGCCGCUACCGCCACGCCGAAACCCUAGUUGAAGAGGUCAUCGCCGGCGCCUGCGAGAUGACCGUCCCGCUCUACAAUUCCGUGAUCCGGUUCUGCUGCGGCCGCAAGUUCCUGUUCAAUCGCGCCUUCGACGUGUACAAGAAGAUGCUGAAAUCAGAAGACUGUAAGCCCACGCUCGAGACCUAUGCUCUGCUCUUCAAUUCGCUGCUUAGGAGGUUUAACAAGUUGAAUGUGUGCUAUGUCUAUUUGCACGCUGUGAAAUCCAUGACCAAGCAGAUGAAGGCCUCUGGAGUUAUUCCGGAUACCUUCGUGUUGAACAUGAUCAUCAAAGCUUAUGCCAAGUGCCUGGAAGUUGAUGAGGCGGUUAGGGUGUUUAGAGAAAUGGGGUUGUAUGGAUGUGAGCCGAAUGCUUAUAGUUAUGGGUAUCUGGUGAAAGGGUUGUUUGAGAAGGGGAGGAUAGGGCAGGGUCUAGGGUUUUACAGGGAGAUGAAGAGCAAAGGGCUUGUCCCUGGUGCAAGUACUUACAUGACUGUGAUUUGUAGUCUGGCUAUGGCUCGGAAGCUGGAUGACGCGAUUGGCAUUGUUUCUGAUAUGUUGAGGAAUUCACUGUUUCCGGAUCAAUUGACGUAUAAGACCGUGUUGGAAGGGCUGUGCAGAGAAGGGAGGGCUGGCGAGGCUUUCGAGCUGCUUGAAGAGUGGAGAAAGAUGGAUAAGUUGAUGGGGGAGAGAGUGUACAAGACUCUGUUAAAUGAACUGCAUUUUGUAAGCAGAGAGUAG